AUCCCUUUAGUAUAUACUUGCUAUCUGUCCCCCCAAACAUUAUUUUUUAAGCCAUUUUUCUUCAUCUACUCUUGGCAAUCUCUUCUCCUUAUUAGUUUAAGUUUGAGAAAGACAUGGAGGCAAUGAAGGGAAGAGGAGAAGUGAGAAAAGUCAAUGUGGUGUACUUCAUUAGCCGUGAAGGCAAAGUUGAACAUCCUCAUCUGAUACGUGUGCACCAAUUUCGUGGUCAUGGUGUUCACCUUCGUGAUGUGAAGAGAUGGCUCUCCGCUUUGCGAGGAGACGGCAUGCCGGACUCGUUCUCAUGGUCUUACAAAAGGAAGUACAAGAGUGAGUAUGUAUGGCAGGAUCUAACCGAAGAUGAUCUCAUCACUCCAAUAUCAGACAAUGAGUACAUCCUCAAGGGCUCAGAACUCAUCAUGAGAUUUGAUCAACAAGCUCGAAUUCAGAAAUUCAAUACAUCUCUUUCUUCUGGCAAGAUAGUAGAUCCUUUUGGAACAAUAUCAAACAGUCCAGAAUCUGGAGUUUCAUCAGUAAUAUCAUCCGCGCCACUACCACUGAGCCAAGACACCUCCGAUGAGUCAUCUAUAAUCAGUAUCGUUUCCAAGAAAUACGAAAAAGAUGUGCUGAAUACCGAAAAUGAGAUUGUCAAUGAUAACAAGAACAUGGAACACAUUCCUCAGGAUUAUAUUAGAAACUUCAGAACUAGAAGUUGCAACAAGAACAAUAGCCACAACUCCAGCCAAAAAGCUUCGCGAGUACUCCGAAACCUCAUGCACUGUGGCACUGUAGAUAUAAGUGAUUCGACACUCCGGCCGGUGAAGCCGCCUGUUACCGGUCAGCAGGUUAGCAUUGAGGUAUUGUCCCAACGGAGGUCACUUGGUGGUGAUGCAAGAUAUCAUGAGCAGAAGCAGCGUGACAACUCAAGUCAUUCCUUUUCUUAUGCAAGGAAAAAGUCAUCAACAAGCGAAAGCCAACGAAGAAGUUACCGGCCAGUAGUAGAGCCCAAAUGCUCGCAAUGUGGGAAAAAAUUCAAACCAGAAAAGCUCCAUAUCCACAUGAACUCAUGCAAAGUUCUAAGAGAAAAGAAAAGAACUUGGAAAAGGAUACAAUUAGAACAGAGAAAUGGAGAGAAGAAGCUAUAGAAUCAAUUAUGGGAAUGCUGUCAAGUAUGUGAAUAUCUUCAAGUUAAUCUGUUUUUCUUUCAUAUAUUAAAUUGAUUAAAAAACUAUUUAUAAAAUACUAGAAUCUGUAUUUUUUUUGUGAAAAAUUGUGUCAUAUAUAAAGACU
This is a messenger RNA of Dioscorea cayenensis subsp. rotundata (Guinea yam), 1287 nucleotides long. RefSeq lists its product as uncharacterized. NCBI's taxonomy places the organism in Eukaryota, Viridiplantae, Streptophyta, Magnoliopsida, Dioscoreales, Dioscoreaceae. The transcript is spliced from 6 exons. The coding region runs from base 114 to 1142 and encodes 342 amino acids. The record is from RefSeq and is a predicted model, not a curated record.